AUGAACUAUACUAAUUACGAGCACACCAUAGUCAAACACUGCAGCUUUGCACUCAUCGGCUGGCCAUUACCUGGGCCCGUUCAAAAUCCCUCCAAGGUUGGCGGAAGAUCUGGGGUAGAAAGUUUGUUGAGGGUGCUUCAGGAGGGAGGCUGUCACUGGGUGAAGUUAACGGAUCAAGAACUCUUAGCACGGAUGAAGGAUAAUAGGGCGCAGGCGGCCAGAGGAGAGCCACUUUAUGUCCCAAGGAAGAGAAAGACUACAGCCCCCUCAAAG
This is a messenger RNA of Suillus clintonianus, 273 nucleotides long. RefSeq lists its product as uncharacterized. Lineage: Eukaryota; Fungi; Basidiomycota; Agaricomycetes; Boletales; Suillaceae. The record is from RefSeq and is a predicted model, not a curated record. The annotation marks the transcript as partial. The transcript has a single exon.